Molecule: messenger RNA, 891 nt
Organism: Meloidogyne enterolobii
Lineage: Eukaryota; Metazoa; Nematoda; Chromadorea; Rhabditida; Meloidogynidae
Source: the annotation of a GenBank genome assembly
AAAAUGGCUGACUUUAACGGUCUUCUCAAUGGCGCUCCUUCUACAGAAGAACAAUUUAAACAAUUGAAUGAGCAUUUGGCUACUCGUGGUUAUCUCAAAGGGUUUCUGCCUUCGACUGAGGAUAGUUAUGUUUUUGGUGUUUUGAAGUCUUCUACUAUUUCUGCUCAAUAUCCUCAUGUUGCUCGUUGGUUUAAACACAUGCAAAGCUUUUCUGAUGCGGAGCAGACUGGUUGGCCAAAAAGUGGUUCUGGACCAGCACCGAAGGCAACGACGACAACUCCAAAGGAGGCGCCUAAGGAAGCACCUAAACCAGCAGCGGCGGAAAAGAAGAAAUUGACGGAGCAGCGGCUGAAGGCUUAUGCUGAAAAGAAGGCUAAAAAGCCCGGAGUUAUUGCCAAAUCAAAUGUUAUUUAUGACGUUAAACCGUGGGACGAUACAAUUGACCUUAAAGAAAUGGAGAAAAAUGUUCGUUCAAUUGCGACAGAUGGACUUGUUUGGGGUGCUUCUAAAAUUGAACCUGUUGCGUUUGGAAUUAAUAAACUUCAGAUUUGUUGCUGUGUUGAAGACGAGAAAGUGUCAACAGACUGGCUUGAAGAGGAAAUUCGUGGAUUUGAAGAUUUGGUUCAAUCUGUUGAUGUUGUGGCCUUUAAUAAGUGUUAUGUACUGAUUUGUGUUCUGAUUGGCUACAAUUGUUCUGAUUUGUUUCUGGUUUUUGUUCUGAUUUAUUCUGGUAUUCAAAAAGUUCUGGUUUUGUUCUGGCUGGUUGGCAGUUCUGGUAUGUUCUGAUUUUUUCUGAUUCUGAUUUUGUUCUGAUAUUUGGGAAUGUUCUGGUUUUUUCAGAAUUUCCGAUUUUUUCUGGUUUGUUUCUGAUUUUUGUGGAUGUUCUGAUCA